This is a messenger RNA of Hippocampus comes (tiger tail seahorse), 4415 nucleotides long. It is a transcript of the gene slmapa, whose product is annotated as sarcolemma associated protein a. Lineage: Eukaryota; Metazoa; Chordata; Actinopteri; Syngnathiformes; Syngnathidae. The record is from RefSeq and is a predicted model, not a curated record. Gene Ontology annotation, molecular function: protein binding. The coding region runs from base 1266 to 3971 and encodes 901 amino acids. Gene Ontology annotation, biological process: regulation of membrane depolarization during cardiac muscle cell action potential; regulation of voltage-gated sodium channel activity; protein localization to plasma membrane. The transcript has 25 exons.
UGUCCAUGAACGCAGCACCGACAGGAGUCGGCUCUCUGGUUACACGAUGGCGGCCGCAACUCGCGGAGGAGGACAACUUGUACGUUCCGACCAGGAAACUGCAUUGAGGCGACGGCAAUAAGUUGGAGAUUCGAGCCAGAGCGAGGGCAGCGCAUGACAACGCGGGGCUGUGGGCCAGGGCCGGGGAUUUUUCCGUGGAUCCGAACAGGGGGCGCAGAAGAAUAAAGUCCCCCUUGUUUUUUCUUUUUCCUCUGACUGUCACUUAGCCGGUUAGCUGGUGAAAGAUAAGGCAGCUCACCGAGUCGCUAGUAGUGGAACGACGGGGAUUAGCGCCUUGCGAGGGCGACUAAAAUGGCAUUUGGUUCCCACUUGGUAAGCGAGCUGGUCGAGAAGGGUGCGCGGAGAGCCUUCCGGGGCCCGGUUGAUAAGUUUGCGAGCACUCAUUAGCUUAGCUGCCGAGCCUAGCCUCCUAGCCGCGUUAGCGCUUGUCUUGUCCACUUUACUACUGGCGAUCUUGCCAAUUAGCAACCCCCUCCCCGUGGUUUGCACUGCUAACCCCGACCAGUGAGUGUCUUUUUUUUUUCCAAACAUAAAUUCAAGGGAAUUACUUAAUGGGAGGACGGAAGGGAUUUAACUCAUCUACCUGGCAAACAUCUUAAUUCUCUAACUGCGUUCCGUGGCUGCCUUUUGCUUGGUGACUUGUUUUUUCGAAAGAGUUCUAAUUGCAAAUCUUAACCCCCCUACUUACAUAAAAAAUAUAUAAAACAAAAAACAAGUGAAUCUGUGCAGUUGCAUUGCAAAAACAGGCGCCAAGACGUUGCGUUGACUACCCCCCACCCUCCCAUAGAUUUAUCUUCGCCACACGAAAGUAAUCAAGAUUGUAUUUGUAGCACAGCAGCAACCUUCCCUCUCUCCUUGCUUCAGCACUGGAAUAGUUUGAUGGACGUGGGGGGCUGUUUGCCAGACUGUCCCUUCUAUACUCAGUCAUGCAUGUCCUGACACAUGGCACUCCUCACCCGACUGUCGUUAUGCACAUGGACUGGCAUUGUUUUUCUACCUGAGCUGCGCGCAACGGACGAUGUUUGUUAGCUAGUGCCUCACCCUCCCUCACAAAAUAAAGCAGGAGACUAACCACAGCGCCUGAACGCAAGCCCCAGAUACAGUUGAUUAUUCAUUCGGGGGAUCGGAACACGACGCCUGCCACUCUGGAUCAAGAAAACCUGUCCCUCGUGUCCGGUUGGAGUAACACUCUCAAGCCAAAAUCAAUGCCUUCAGCGCUUGCCGUAUUCGCCUGCCGACCCAACUCGCACCCAUUCCAGGAGAGGCAUGUGUACCUGGACGAGCCCGUCAAAAUCGGUCGGUCGGUGGCUCGCUGCCGACCGGCGCAGAAUAACGCCACCUUUGACUGCAAAGUGCUGUCAAGGAACCACGCUCUGGUCUGGUUUGACCACAAGACUGGCAAGUUCUACCUGCAGGACACAAAAAGCAGCAAUGGCACCUUUAUUAACAGCCAGCGAUUGAGUCGGGGCUCUGAGGAGAGUCCGCCCUGCGAGGUCCUCUCGGGCGACAUCAUCCAGUUUGGCGUGGACGUCACAGAGAACACGCGCAAAGUCACACAUGGCUGCAUUGUGUCAACAAUCAAACUCUUCCUGCCCGAUGGGAUGGAGGCACGCCGACGAAGCGAUGUCAUCCAGGCUCCGCUGCCGCUGCCUGUAGACAAGGUUGCAGCCAACACUCCCAGCAUGUAUUCUCAGGAACUGUUCCAGCUCUCCCAGUAUUUACAGGAGGCCUUACACCGAGAGCAGAUGCUGGAGCAGAAGCUUGCCACACUGCAGCGUCUGCUCUCCACAACUCAGGAGGCCUCAGAGAGCAGCUGGCAGGCUCUGAUUGAUGAAGACCGUCUGUUGUCCAGACUAGAGGUGAUGGGCAGUCAGCUGCAGGCCUACUCUAAGUCCCAGACGGAGGAUGGCAUUCGUAAGGAGCUGCUGGCCCUGCAGGAGGAUAAACACAACUACGAGACCACGGCCAAGGAGUCUCUCCGGCGGGUCCUGCAGGAAAAGAUCGAGGUGGUCAGGAAGCUGUCGGAGGUGGAGCGCUCGCUCAGCAACACGGAGGAUGAGUGCACUCACCUGAAGGAAAUGUCCGAGCGGGGCCAGGAGGAGCUGAGGGAGCUGGCCAAUAAGUACAACGUUGCCGUCAAUGAGAUCAAAGAGCUCACUGACAAAAUCAAGGCAGCGGAGGGCCGCCAAGAGGAGCUGACCCAGCGGGGGGCGUCGGAGAAGAGGGAGCUGGAGCUGCGCAUCGAGGAGAUGGAGGAGAAGGAGCAGGUUCUCCAGGCCCGCAUCGAGGCGCUGCAGGCCGACAACGACUUCACCAACGAGAGGCUCGCUGCCCUGCAGGUGCGCUUAGAGCAGCUCCAGGAGAAAAGCGUUAAGGAAAACAACAGUCUGGAUGAAGACAAAGCCUCCCCUGAAAUGGUGGCUCCCGCAGAGGACCGGCCCGUCGAGGACCAGCCGAACUCGGAGCCGCCUAAGAUCCGCGUGGAAGAGGAGGACGAGGAUGAUGAAGAUACAGACACUGACGAUGGAGCAGUUGGAGGAGAUGUGGAUGACAACUGUCACAUUAACAACAGUGGAGGAGACACCACUCGAAUCCAACAGUUGAUCGAGUGUCCGCCAGUGAAGCAGCUGAAGGAAGCAGUCAGUUCGUCCAUCCACAAACUGGCCAACUUUGAUGAUGCCCACCUGCAGAACAACCAGACGGCAGGAGACGACAUCCUGACCAGCCCGGACCGACUCAAAAGAAACCAGAUGGAUGCCAAAGAGUCAGACAUGUCGGAUACGCUGAGCCCCAGCAAAGACCGCAGCAGUGACGACACGUCAGAUGGCAACAUGGACGAUCAGGAGCUCAACGAACCUCUCAACAGAGUCUCUCUGCUCAAAGCCGAGUUGCUUCGGGCCGGCUUGGAGCCCGGCGAUACGGAGCAGGUCAUCCACCACCUCCACAGGGAGCUUCUGGAGGCCCAGGAAUUAUCCAACACCGGCAAACAGAAAUGUCUGGAGCUUCAAGCUCUGCUGGAGGAGGAGAGGAGGAAUAACUCGAAACAGACGGAGGAGUCGACUAAACAGAUCCAGUACCUGCAGACUCAGCUUGGGAAGCUGCAGGCCGACAUGGAGGCUCUGAGAGAGCAGAGGGAGAAGACCAUUUGUAGCACCAGAGAGGAUCUCUACUCCGCCCAGGAGGAGAUCCUCGUCCUGCGGCACGCCGCGGAGGCGGCCACGGCCGAGCGCGAGCGGGACAUCGCCGCCCUGCAGGAGGACUUGGGCAGCGUGCGCUGCGAGCUGGAGCGCUGGAGGAGCACGGCCGCCAAGUCCGAGGAGGAGAUCAGCCGGCUGCAGGAAGAUUUAGCGCAGCAGCAGCUGCAACGCAGCAGCGCCAGUCAGCUGCAAGUGGAAUGUGCGACACUGCAGCAGCGGUGUGCGUCUUUGCAGCAGGACUGUGACAGCCUGAGGGAGGAGAGGACAACUCUUACAGACAAACUGCACCGCCUGGAGGCCGAACUGUGCAGCACCAGGGCUCAGAGUCUGGUCCUCAGCAACAGUCUGGAGUCCCUGGAGAAGCGGGAAGAGCUUUUGCAGGGCAAGCUGGGUUCUUUGGAAAACCGGCAACUGCAGGACGAGAGCCGGCUGAAGAACCAGCUGGACCAGGCCCACGACCGCACGGACUCUCUGCAGAAAGAGUACGAAGACAUGCAGUCGCAGUUGUCGGACCUCCGUCAGCGCUACGAGAGGACGGAGCGGGAGAAGACAAACAUACACCAGGAGCUGGAGCAGUGCAGGAGCAACCUGAAGCUGCUACAGGACAAGAACAGCUCUGGCGGCUGGAGCCCCUGGAUGCCGGUCAUCGCAGUGAUGGUCGCCGUGACGGCAGCCAUCAUCUACCCCAACCUCUCCAAGAGCAGCUCGGCCUAAAGCGCUCGGUGUCACGCGCACGCACGCAUGCACACACGCACGCGGUUUAUUUGGGGGGGGGGGGGUUUCUUGUGUGAGCCAGACAAUGUCCUGUGAUCAAGGUGGGAGGUUAAUGAUGAUACUACACAAUCCUACAGAAAAGCGUGCGCACACACAUUCACACUCACAAACAUGUAUGGGCGUUGUUUGAACAGUGCACCACUGCUUCACUUGUAUAAAGUCAAAUUGUACAUAAUUGUAGAGGGAAUAUCAAAGGUUGUGGUUUCUCACAGACUUAUUUUGUCGAGCGGCGGGAAGUUUAGUUUAUUAUUUUUGUUGUUUUUGUCGUUAUUAAUCAUUUGUGCUCUCUCUCAGCUGUGUUGUGUUUUUUGUUUUUUUCCUCCUCCAUUGUUUUGGUCAAAUUUCUGGCGAGCGAACCGAGCUUCCACACACACGCACAAAAAA